Coffea arabica (coffee) is the source of this 5604-nucleotide messenger RNA. Its product is annotated as putative late blight resistance protein homolog R1B-17. NCBI's taxonomy places the organism in Eukaryota, Viridiplantae, Streptophyta, Magnoliopsida, Gentianales, Rubiaceae. Gene Ontology annotation, biological process: defense response to other organism. Gene Ontology annotation, molecular function: ADP binding. The record is from RefSeq and is a predicted model, not a curated record.
UAUCCUUUUCCUCGUCCUCGAGUCAAAGAAAGCUCCUACAACAGCAGCUACAACAGCUGCUGCUGUACUACUUGUUUGUUUACCAUUCUUCAGUGAGAAAUCUUGUGUGGGUCUUUCUUGAGGAUUCAUUUGGAAUCAAUGGCUUGGAAUUUUGAUCGCUUGACGGAGUUACUGGACAAUUUGCGCAAGAAAAAUCCCACUCAUAGCAACAUCACCGUGCUGAGAAAUGAUUGGAGGUUUCUUAGGACGCUGUGGGAAUGCAUUUGCCACCAGCAGCAGCCGAAUAACUGGGCAACCCUCGCCCUCAAAGUCGAAAUCGAAGCUGCAGCCCAGAACAUUGCCGAGGAUAUCGCCGAGAAGCACGACCGAUCGGAGCUGGUCGUGUCGAUAUUGGUCCGUGACUGCCAGAGGAAAACCAAGGAUUUCAUGGCCCAAAUCAGCAGAUAUGUGUGCCGGUUUUCAAAGUCAUUCCAGGUGAAAUCUCUUUCUCUUUUCAGUGAUGAUUCGUUUUGGACAAGAUUUGUUGAUGCUGUGAGAGCGAAUCUUUGGUCGAUCAAGUCCACCACCCAUAUUUAUGAGAAUGCCCGUUAUCGUAGUGAAGUUGACCAAAAAUUGGGUGCUUUGUACAAAGAUCUAGAUUCGCUUCAAGAUUACAUACUUGCAGUUGUCAGGCGUGAAUAUCGAACAAAUGGUAUUCAUGAUUUUCUAGUUCAUGUUGCAUCUGUGAUUUGUCGCAUUGCAAUUCAGUCUUGUGAUUACUGGAUUAAUUAUAGAGCAGGCAAAUAUUCAGCAGUAUAUGAGCUUAAUAAGCUUGUGGAAGAGGAGGAGGGUGGGGUGCUGUAUGAGAUUGAUCCUACUAAUCCCAAGUUCAUGGAGUUUCAUACUAAAACCCUGAUAGUUCUAUAUAAAAUCCACCCUGGACCAAUAGGAGGCAAUUUUUGCAACUAUCUGCUUGGUGGCAGCCGUAGUCGACAGAAGAAUCUUGAAGCCGAGAUCAAGGUACUGAUUUUCCUUUUGUUCCACAAUGGACUAGAGGACGAGAAGGAGGAGGAAGAGGACGAUGGGGAGUCUUGCGAGGAUGUACGAAGUUUUUUGGCAGAAAUCAAUGCAUUGCUUGUGGAGGCUGCUUGCCUUUGUGAGGCGGUACGCAGAGGAACUGAACUUAGUUGUCCUCCGUGUUCUGAGUUACUAACAAAAAUUUCUAUUCUCAAGGCAGAACAUUUCCUCAAGAAGCUACUUCGCGACACCACUGACAUUGCAUUGUCAUUUCUUUUCAAAAGUCACCGUAUUGGCGAGCUAAAGGAUAUCCUUGAAAAGAUGAGAAGAUUUUCAGAAGAUCUACCUGAUGAGAAGAAAGAAUAUGGGAAACGAAGGUUGGCAAUCAUUGAAGGAGUUGCUGAGGAGGUAGCAUCUCUUUGUCAGGCAUUUGAGGCCAAGAAGAUCUCGGAAUCUACAGUAAAGAACUCACUUCUGCGAUUGCUUCUUAAUAUGGUUAUUUCCAAGGCAGAGUCCUUUUUAAUGGAAUUAUUAUCCAAGAAGAGUGCAGCAAAUUUCGUGGACUGUACAGAAGAUCGUAUUCAGUUGCUUCUUCAGCAGCUUAACUUUUUUACUCUAAUUGUGACAAAUGACCUAGUAAAGGGAAGAAAAGAUGGGAACAUGAUCUUAGCAGACAUUGAAGCAUUUGCAAGGUGGCUGACAUGUUUUGCUUCCUUGGUUAUGGUCAAGAAGAAACCGAUCCUUUCCUUUUAUGAGCUAUUAGAAAAGGUAAAACUUGUCAAGGAAGAGCUUAAGGAGAUUGGUCCUCAAUUUCCGUUGUCUGCUUUCCCCCAGACCUACAAACUUGGGUUCAUUGAUUUUCUAUCCAACAACCUCAGGGAGCUGCUAAAAUAUGAUUCCCAGGCAGUUGCACAGGUGAAGCAACACAUUGAAGAGAUUCAACUCCAUCUUAAGUCAUUGAGUUCUUUCUUGACAAGAAUUUCAGAUUCAGAUAUUGAUGAGCAUCCAGAACUGAAAGAUCUUGGUGAUCAUGCUACAAAUGUAGCAUAUAAAUUGGAAUAUGUUAUUGACUCGAUUGAGCUUGAUCCUGAUUGGAAACAUUGCUUUUGGUUUUAUUAUCUGUUAGAUGAAGUAAGAGUCCUUGAUAAGCAGGCCUCACAAGGUCAUGAGAUAAUAAGUGAUGCCAAAGUCCAAAAUGCCACCCAGGUUUCAGCAAUCAAUGAAUUGGUGGUGGAUCUCAGUGAUGAGGAAGCUUUCAUUGUGGAUCGACUCACCGGAGGAUCCUCACAGCUAGGUGUUGUUUCUAUUGUUGGAAUUUCUGGCGUUGGCAAGACAACUAUGGCUAGAAAAUUGUUCAACAAUCAAAAUGUUAUUUAUCACUUCCACCAUCGUGCAUGGUGUACUGUUUCACAAGUAUAUGACACAAGAGAAUUGCUGCUUGAGAUUUUAAGUGGCAUUCAUGGGCUUACUAACGAGGUUCAUCAAUUGAGUAAGGAAGAGCUGAAGUCAAAAUUGCGUCAGUGCUUGAUGAAAAAUAAGUAUCUCAUAGUCAUGGACAAUGUGUGGAAUGUUGAAGCUUGGAGUGAGUUGAAAAAUUCAUUCCCAGACAGCAUCAAUGGAAGUAGAAUUUUGAUAAUGAGUUGUCGAAGUGAUGUGGCCUUGCAAAUUGAACCAGAUUGUGAUCCUCAUUUUCUACGCCCAUUUUCUGAUUAUGAAAGUUGGAAGUUGUUAGAGGAGAAGAUAUUCCAAGGUGAAGGUUGUCCAGAGGAAUUGUUGCUAGUUGGAGAACAAAUUGCUCAACAAUGUAAAGGAUUACCACUUUCAGUUGUUGUAGUAGCUGGUCUCCUUGAGAGGACAGAAAAGAGAAAAGAAUGCUGGGAAAAAGUUGCAGAGAGCUUGAGUUUGGAUAAAAUGGAAGAUCUAGAAGCUCGGUGCAUGAAAAUCUUAGAACUGAGCUACAGAUACUUACCGGGAUAUCUAAAAGCAUGCUUUCUCUAUUUGGCAGUUUUUAUUGAAGACAGAGAUAUUCCGGUUGACAAGUUGAUAAAGUUUUGGCUUGCUGAAGGGCUUGUACAAGGAACCCGGUCAAACAACUUAGAAGAUGUUGCGCAGGAUUACUUGAAGGAUUUGAUUAGUAGGAGCUUGAUGACAAUCUCCAAAAGAAAGUCUAACGGAGAUGUCAAAGCUUGUCGCCUUCACGAUCGAUUACAUGAUCUGUGUCUGUCGAAAGCCAAAGAAGAGAACUUUUUACAGUUAGUUACAACAUAUGAUGAACCAUAUGCUUCUUUUCCUGAUUCAAUUUAUGGCUUUGACUUGUAUUUUGACCAUCAGUUACAGCCUGUAACAUAUGAGGCCUAUCGUUUGAGCAUUUUUUUGAAGCGAAAUCAUUUUGUUGAAUCAAGACCUUCUGGCCUGGGCACCCGUUCUUUGAUAUUCUUUGCUUCUGCUGAUUCAGAGCCAAGAUGCCCUCAUGACAUCUCAUUCAUUUGCUACAAUUUUAAAUUUCUCCGGGUGUUAGAUCUUGAAUGCAUCAACAUGGGCAUUUCAUUCCCUUUUGAAAUAGGACUACUGGUUGGACUGAGAUAUUUAGCAGUUAGUGGGUAUGUGCGCUCUAUUCCAGAGUCAAUAGCCAACCUCCGAAACCUAGAAACUUUGGUUGUGAAGGGAUUACGAGGUAAGGUUGUGUUACCUGUUACUAUUUGGCACAUGAAAAGGCUAAGGCAUCUCCAUGUCAAUAAACAUGUUGCUUUCAACUGGGAUGAUGAACUGCUUGGAGGUCACUUUCAGUUAGAGAAUCUGGUUAGCUUUUCCUGCCCGUCUCUUUCUUGUGGUGAAGAUGCUGAAAAGAUAUUAAAAAGAUUCCCAAAUCUUUGCACACUGAGAUGCAUGUUAUUUGAAUCACGGGAUUCUUCUAAGAUUUGCAAUCAGCUUCCAAGAUUUAAUUUUCUAACUCAUUUGGAGUCACUGAAUAUAUUUUACUAUGGACGGGCUCUUGAUGCCAGCAAAUUCAUUCUCCCAUUUAAAUUAAAGAAUUUAACUCUUUCAAACUUUCACCUACCAUGGAGUUACACUUCUGUAAUUGGGAGACUACCACACCUCCAGGUUCUUAAAUUGCUUUCUGGCGCCUUUGAGGGGCAAAUAUGGCACUUGGGGGAGCAAGAGUUCCGGGAACUUGUAUUCUUGAAGUUAGAUACUCUAAAUAUUGUCCAAUGGAGUGCCUUUUCUUAUCACUUCCCUAAGCUUCAACGUCUAGUAAUACAGAAUUGCAAAGACCUUUUGAAAGUGCCAUAUGAUUUUGUGCACAUACCUAAACUGCAGAGGAUUGAAGUGCUGUGGAGCGGACAAUGUACAGAAGAGUCAGCAAAAAAAAUUGGGGAAGCAACAGGGAAGAUCAAAGUCGUAAUCAAUUCUUUAUAAUUGAGAUCAUCAGCAUGAUUGUGUAUGGACAUUGUUGCUUUCUUUCAUUCAAGUGGUAAUUCUAUUCAAGAUGCCCUCAGUUUGGUGGAACUCAUGUAGUCAGUUUUAUAUUAUGAGAUUGAUUUCUUAAUUUUUGGCCAGGGGGAAUGGUCUUCUGUCACUCCAAACCUCUCCUUCAAAGAAACUUGAUGUCCAUUCUAAGUCACAUGUCCUAUUUCUGAGAACAAAUUUUGCUCCGAAGAAUACACGCUAGUCAAGAAAGCUACGUUGGGCUACCCCAGUGAGAGUAUUACAAAAAUAAGCAGCUUGUUCAUGAUGAUAAUGCUCUGAUGGCUAUUGAGUUAGUGAAAAAUGUGUGUAGAUGAAUAUUGAAAAGAAAUCGGGAAGAGGCUCCAAAUACUGACAUAAUCUUCUUCAUUGAUGGCAACAUAAUCUGUGGUCAUACAUGAAUGCCAGUAGGUCCUGCUUUUGGUGCUCUCACAUCAUCAGUUUUGUUUGGGAUAUUGGUGGACAAUUGGCCUGCCAAAAAUGCUAAGAAAGAUGAAACUGCUUCAACAACAAAUUUAAGCUGCUAAUAUUGAUAAUCCUCUGAAGAAUAUCAAGAUAGCAUGAAUCUGGCUUUGUCCAUAAUGGAGACAGGUGAGGGGAUGCGCUUCAAUGCAGAAGUAGUCUUCCCAAUUGGUAAUCAGCUAGUGUCCUCCAAAAGACAGGAGAGAAGCAAUGCUGAAUGUGGGUGUGUAGAACAUGCUAUUUUUGUGGAGAAUCAUUUCCAACCGUCAAACCAGCUUGAAGUCAAUUCCGAUAUUCAUGUUAACCUGGAAGUUUUGGUGUUUUUCUUCAUUUUCUUCCUUGUUAUUCUAAUGGAAAUUUUGCUAGAACCUAAACGUUUGAUGUUAAUACGAGGCUCCCUAAUCAAUUUCCAGAAGUCAGGAGAUUAUUCUGAGCUUCUCAAUUUCUAUACUCCUUUUUGAACUGGUUUACCCAAAAGUGUAAGAAUGAUUUAAAGCUCUACCACAUGGGUAGAUGAAACUCAGAAUUCCACUCUACAAACACAACAUGCACAUUGAGGUCAAUCAUGAUCCCCACCUUGAUGGUGCACACUUUUCUUUGAGGUGUAAAAGAUAUGUAUCUUGAACUUCUACUGAGCAUAUCAUAAUUAUAUGUAGCAACCGGUUCUACUUUUACUGCUAA